AUGCCUCGGCGCUUCAUAGAGGCCGCUACCAACGGUCUACUAACUGCUGCCCUCGUUUACUGCUCCUUGGGUGCUGGCACGUGGGUAACACAAACGCAUGCACUUCGCCGGAAAAUCGCUGAUGAACGGGGGUCUCUACCCACUCUGAUGGUUGACGAGGAUUUACUGCUCGCUAAGAAACGUGUCUUUGGACAGGACCGGGUGCUUCUAGCUCAGAAUAUGGCGUUUUGGAACUUUUUGCGAGAAAAAUCCAAUACGCAUACUGUUUGUAUAAAGCAGAAGGGGAUUGUUCCUACGGGUGUCCUUAAGCAGCUAUGCCUUAGUAUGAAUUUGCCCAUAAGCACAAAGCCUAAUCCAAAGACUCCAUUGUGCAACCAUAUAGAAUUACAGCAUGAGAAAAGCGGGUCAUGUCUGCAGGGGCUGAUUGGUAAGGCCCUGUCAUCCUUGCGCACUGCACAACCUCCAGGGACAAUCGUUCAUUUAAGGUCUCGCGCAGAGGUGCAGUACCUGCCUCCAUACUAUGACAGAUUGGUGAACGGUCGAGCUGGUCAAUGCAUAGCCUUGGUGGAUGAAAUUACUGAAUUGGAAGCUGCCAAUACAGAGACUGCAGAUCCAGAGUACCCCUUCUAUACUCAGGGUGCGCUACGGUUGGCAGUAUCCCAGCGGCUCCUACGAGAGCCCCUCAUUUCAAUGCUUCAAGACCGUCUUUGA
This is a messenger RNA of Giardia duodenalis, 711 nucleotides long. RefSeq lists its product as uncharacterized. The transcript has a single exon. The record is from RefSeq and is a predicted model, not a curated record. NCBI's taxonomy places the organism in Eukaryota, Fornicata, Diplomonadida, Hexamitidae. The coding region runs from base 1 to 711 and encodes 236 amino acids.